UCUCAGCGAGACGUCAUCACCAGGCUUUCUUUUCUAGUGGUCUGCGUCUGCUGCAGUUUAGUCAGAGUCAGUCAUCUAGAUUUAUUUUUCCCCCGCAGUCUCCAGAGACAUAGACAUUUACACACAAUGCCUGGACCCGCAGCUAGUGCAACAAAUGUUGGUGCCUCCAGCCGUUCCCCCAGUAAGACGGUGGCUCCCCGCACCGCUGGUACCUCAGCCAGGCAAAGGAAAGCCACAAGCAGCGGAGCGCGCAGCGGAGGCAGAUCCACAGCUUCUGCAGGCACAGGAGGAAUAUGGCGCUUUUACACUGAAGACUCACCAGGGCUUAAAGUUGGCCCAGUUCCAGUUUUGGUGAUGAGUCUGUUGUUUAUCGCAUCUGUCUUCAUGCUGCACAUCUGGGGAAAAUACACCCGAUCCUAAGCCUGCAUGACCUCCGGACUCCACCCCGAAGCCUGACACAAAAUCUUAAGUCUUUGGACUUGGACCAAACUCUGACCAUCAAUCCCUUUUCCUUUUAUAAAAACCUCCAUUUCAAGGGGUUUCACCCCAGAAGAGCUUACCCAGCCACUACAAACAUUUGGAAAUUAAAAAAAAAAAAAAAACACACACCUUUUUUUUUUUUUUUUUUUUUUUUUUUCAGAGCAGGACUUUUUUUUUGUUAAACAUUUGUACAAACUAACAUGUAAAAUUGUACAAUAAAAUGCUGUAAAAUGUU
Danio aesculapii is the source of this 715-nucleotide messenger RNA. Its product is annotated as protein transport protein Sec61 subunit beta-like. The transcript is spliced from 4 exons. Gene Ontology annotation, biological process: intracellular protein transport. The record is from RefSeq and is a predicted model, not a curated record. Bases 127 to 420 code for a protein of 97 amino acids. Gene Ontology annotation, cellular component: Sec61 translocon complex. NCBI's taxonomy places the organism in Eukaryota, Metazoa, Chordata, Actinopteri, Cypriniformes, Danionidae.